AUGUUUCGCCUUAGCAAGGCUUCAAUAAUUAGCGCUGGAAUAGGCGUUCUAGUGAUUUUUUCGCUGGCAAAGUCUGCAGAGAUUUUUAAAAGGAGGUCAGCCAGAGAGAUAGAAAAGGAACCAGAGGCGAGUUUUCUGAUAGAAGGCUCAGGAAAUUCAUGGAUAGAAGAUUACUACCAAGAUAACCAAGAGGGGUCUGGACUAUGGGCGGACCUUUUAUACGAAUUCGAGGGGCAAGUAAGCUUGAAGAAAGCAGGAGGAAAGAAAGAAAAGCCAGAGAAAGAUGCGAGAAUAGCUUUCCGACGCGAAAGACAGGAAAGAAGGAAAUCCUACAAACAGUCGAAGCUGCUCGGCAUGAAGUUGAGCAAAAGGAAACUGAAGAAAAUGAACGCUACAUUGACGGAAAUGUGGAAGUCGCAGGCAUCAGAUUGGGAGAAGGCCGACCGUCGAACGUGGGAAUUUGAAAGAUUCCAGCAAAGAAGCUUUGUGGAGGAACUGUCGAAACUUCCGGAUCAGUUUGUUGGCCAUGAGGGUCACGAGGAUCUGGCUCCAGCUGUUUCGUCCCUUCUCGAUCUCGGCAACUGCGGAAGAUGGCGCGGCGAGGAGCGCCCGCUGAACAUCUACUUUGCCGUCCAGUCGACAUUGCCGCUGCACGCGACGUCAAAACGAACCGCCGUUUCUGAAAUGAUGACCUUUAUUUCGGAGCUCGUCAGGGGCAUAGAUAUCAAGUCCAAUCGCGUCCGAGUCUAUGAUUACAACGAUGCCAAUGAUCCUGGAGCGGUCUAUAGAUCAUCCUUGACAAACACGAAAAAGAAGCAAGCAAAGCAGCUCCGCCAGAUUCAGAAAUCCACUCGUGCUAAAUCCACCACCGCUCGGCCGAAGAUCAAGCCACUCAUUGAACGCAUCAAUAAGGAUUUGGAAAAGGGAGAGCAAACUACUCUCAUGUCGGGCCACACCAACAUUGUCGUCCUUUUUAUAACGAACAUUCCUGAUGAUCUGCACCAAGUCAACGAGGAAUACAUCAAUUCUGAGAUCGAGAAACUCAACAAAAACGCUUUUGUCAUCGUUGUUUUCAUCCAUCCGCUUUCUCAAACGCUCUUGCGCACGGUUCCUUAUAGGAUUAUCCCGAAAGCAUGGACUCACGGUCUGCGUGACAAUGAAUAUGCCCAGCGCUACUUAGUAAAGAGCUUCAAGGAGUUAUCUUCCGGAAAAGCUGAGCAUCUGCGCGCGAGCAUCAAGAAUAUGAUGUGUCUUGUCGACGAAAGGCUACAAUGUCGCCUCGGAAAUCGCCCAUGGAAUCAUAGCUCGGGUCCUUCACCGAGCUUGGCUGCUCGAAGUAAAACGUCAAUCGACUCCUGCUGUGGGCAUGAAAUCGCAUCCAAGGCCUACGACUCGAGAUUCAAAGCUUGCUGCAAAGAUGGAACCCUCAAAAGCUGGCAUCCCGACGGAUCGAACCCAUGCAAUGACGAUUCUCUUUAG
Molecule: messenger RNA, 1479 nt
Organism: Oikopleura dioica
Lineage: Eukaryota; Metazoa; Chordata; Appendicularia; Copelata; Oikopleuridae
Source: the annotation of a GenBank genome assembly